Osmerus eperlanus (European smelt) is the source of this 1956-nucleotide messenger RNA. RefSeq names its product chromosome 27 C17orf49 homolog (gene bacc1). Lineage: Eukaryota; Metazoa; Chordata; Actinopteri; Osmeriformes; Osmeridae. The coding region runs from base 327 to 944 and encodes 205 amino acids. The record is from RefSeq and is a predicted model, not a curated record. Gene Ontology annotation, cellular component: NURF complex; MLL1 complex. The transcript has 6 exons.
GUCGCGCGUCAUUUUCCUUUAUUCUUGUAGUUUUACUCCCCACGCAAUUUGUAUUUAUUUAUAUCGGUUAUAUUAUAUAUAGGGUUUUUUUGCGUUCACCAGUUAACUUAAAUACUCAAAGUCCAGUAGUAAGUUUUACCACGUCUAUCGUCUUGACUGCUUUUAAACGCAUAGACUUGCAAUUGACCAUGGUGGCUAUUGUGGCUUAGCUACAUGCUAGCUAUCUUGGUUAAUAGGUUGUUGUUGCUAUUGUAUGGUAAAUUAGCAAGCGUUUACACCAGACAGUGCAAAGUAUACACAACAUAUCUAUUAGACAGCCGCACGAGAUGACUUCUGCCUCAACCAAGGUGGGAGAGAUAUUCUCUGCAGCGGGAGCUGCCUUCACGAAGCUGGGAGAACUAACCCUGCAGCUACACCCCGUGUCAGACUCAAGUCCCGCUGGAGCCAAAUGGACAGAGACCGAGAUCGACAUGUUGCGGUCGGCUGUGAGGCGCUUCGGUGAUGACCUCAACAACAUCAGCUCUGUUAUCAAGGAGCGCACAGUGGCCCAGAUAAAGACCACAGUGAAGAGGAAGAUUUAUGAAGACAGCAGGGUACCCCUAUCUUCCGACUCCCCCAAAAAACCCACGAAGAAGACCACCAUCACCAUAGCAGCGGCACCUGCCCCCGUGGCCCCCACAGCGAUCGCCGUGCCGACCUCGCAGGUUGUCGUGACAACGGGUCUUCAGAGCCCCUCUUCUUUACAGCCGGCCAUUAAAAAACAGAAAACUGCAGAUGUGACGCUCAGCGCUCUUAAUGACUCGGACGUAAACAGUGAUCUGGUGGACAUUGAGGGACUAGGCGACGGCUCCACCACCAAGAAGCUCAACUUCGAUCAAGAGAGCCUCAAUCUGGAUUCUAGUCUCAUCAUGAACUCCAGUGACCUGCCUCUUCUUUCACGCUGACCUUUGACCUCGCUGCAUUUAUUCCAGAGCGAUCGCAACCCUGCUUUCCAUCCAGACACAGCAGACUACAGCUACUGACUUGUAGAGAAUUUUAUUUACAUAUUUUGGAGACAGAUUUUUUAACAGAUGGCUUUUCCCUCUCCCCAAGCUCUUGGUGCAACAUUAUUUUUGUUUAUUAUAAAAACAAUUGAAUCAGCUAAUUAUGAAUAUAGACGAUCUCUAGUCAAACUUUAGUAAAUAAAAAGAUUAAAGGCCCUUGGUCUCUUUGUGUUUGUGUGAAGGUUGGACUGUUUGCCCUCCUGGGUCCUAAAACUCUUGAUUUACAUGACUACAAUCAUGUGAAUGUAAAAUAUUACUUUUCUGAAAUGCCAUUGGUCAGAAAUCGUCAGUAAAAAGUCACAGUAAGGGACACUUUUCAAAUGAUACACCUAUUUUUAUUAGAAUUUUUUCAUAUACAAUAUAUAAUAUUUAUAUAUUUAAAAGGUAUACAUUGUUUCCACUAAAAAUGAGACAUAUUUAUCGUCAACUAUACAGGCAUGAGAUACUCAGAGGGAAUGAAUGAAUAUAGUAUUUUAUUUCUCUCUCUUUUACAGUUCCAUAAAAAUACAUCUCUUUUUGUUUCGAGACUUUUGUCGAAAAGCUAUUUACAGUUUGAAGAUACUUGUCUGAAUGUUCUGGUAGAUGUGCUUUUCAGUUCCCUUUCGCACCUCACUCUCCUUCGCGCCACAAACUCACUAAUAUAUCCUCUACUUUCUCUUUCCUGUCUCUUGUUCCUGUCUCUCUUGGUUACCAGCUGGGAGACCAGGAAGUAUGGCCUCAAUAACACUGACAUGUUUUUGGAGGAAGAAAAACAAGUCACAUUCAAUAUUGUGGCCAGUCAAAUUUUUCACGUGAUAUUUUAAAGAAUUACAGGAAAAGCUAUGGAAAAGAAAACAAAAGAUUAUAAAUGACAAUGCAGGUCAAGCGUGCCUGACUGAACACAACAUUCUAUGGUUGGUUGGAACAGAGACGG